This is a messenger RNA of Lynx canadensis (Canada lynx), 1144 nucleotides long. RefSeq names its product peptidylprolyl isomerase C (gene PPIC). Gene Ontology annotation, cellular component: intracellular membrane-bounded organelle. Gene Ontology annotation, biological process: protein folding; protein peptidyl-prolyl isomerization. Lineage: Eukaryota; Metazoa; Chordata; Mammalia; Carnivora; Felidae. The transcript has 6 exons. The coding region runs from base 77 to 715 and encodes 212 amino acids. The record is from RefSeq and is a predicted model, not a curated record. Gene Ontology annotation, molecular function: peptidyl-prolyl cis-trans isomerase activity.
CCGCCCGGGAGUCCGGCCAACGGUCCCGGAGACUGCGGUGGCGCUCGAGCCGCUGCCGCCGCUGCCACCGCUCGCCAUGGGCCCGGGUCCCCGGCUGCUGCUACCUCUCGCGCUCUGCGUGGGGCUCGGCGCGCUCGUGCCUUCUGCGGGGGCCUCGCGCGUCGGCAGGCGAGGCCCCUCGGUGACGGCCAAGGUCUUCUUUGAUGUGAGGAUCGGAGACAAAGAUGUUGGCAGAAUUGUGAUUGGCCUCUUUGGAAAGGUUGUGCCCAAGACUGUGGAAAAUUUUGUCGCUCUGGCCACAGGCGAGAAAGGCUACGGAUAUAAAGGAAGCACAUUUCAUCGCGUCAUCAAAGAUUUCAUGAUUCAAGGAGGAGACAUCACCAGUGGGGACGGCACCGGCGGUAUAAGCAUUUAUGGUGAGACAUUUCCAGAUGAGAACUUCAAACUGAAGCAUUAUGGCAUCGGGUGGGUCAGCAUGGCCAACGCUGGGCCUGAUACCAAUGGCUCUCAGUUCUUCAUCACCUUGACCAAGCCCACCUGGUUGGACGGCAAACAUGUGGUAUUUGGAAAAGUCCUUGAUGGAAUGACAGUGGUCCACUCCAUAGAACUGCAGCCAACUGAUGGGCACGACCGUCCACUCACCGACUGCACCAUCGUCAGCAGUGGCAAGGUAGACGUGAAGACACCCUUCGUGGUCGAGGUCCCUGACUGGUGAUACAACGGGCAGAAAACAAAGAACACACUCUGGCAGGGAUGCGUGUGUGUGGAAGUUCAGAACAUCAGCCACUCAGUGUUUACUUUGCAUGAACUGCAGUAAAUCACUUGCCUUGGGACUUUGCACUUAGAAGACAUAUCCUCUUUCUCCAAUGGUGCUAUUUUUAAACUAGAAGACUUUGGAUGAUCUCUUUUCUUUCUAUGAGCACAAUCAUUAUUCUGCUGAAUUAAAUGUGAUCCUCAGGUUGAGGGAUGCUGAAGAUUUGUCUGAAGAAGAUGGGGACAUGAAGUUUGUUAUUUUAUAUUCAAACAAAUUCUCUGCAGGUAAAGAGAGAUGUGACUAGUGCAAUCAGAUAUAUGUCAUCGGGACUUUUACCUGGUGGAAGGUGCUUCUGUGUUCUCUAUAUUAAAUGCUUUUUAUAUAGGUCAA